AUGUACGAUAUUCGAUGUGCAUUCUGUUUAUUGUUUUUAAUAUUUUCAUUGGAUAAAGUGGACCUAUUGGAAAAUGGUUUGGCUCGCACGCCUCCCAUGGGGUGGAUGUCAUGGGGAUAUUAUAUGUGUGGAGUUAAAUGUGAGGAUGGCGAGGAAAAAUGUUUAAAUGAACAGCUAGUAUUGUCAGUAGCGGACAGUUUUUACAAAGAUGGCUACCAGGAAGCAGGGUUUGAGUACAUCAUAAUUGAUGACUGCUGGUCUGAAAAGCACCGGGAUGGGAAUGGAAGGCUUGUAGCUGACAGAAAGAGGUUUCCACGAGGAAUGAAGUUUAUUGCUGAUUAUAUCCAUGCUCGAGGUUUAAAGUUUGGCAUGUACACUAAUGUAGCAAAUAUCACAUGUAUGAGAUACCCAGGCUCUCUGAGUCACAUGGAGCUGGACGCUAAGACAUUUGCAGAGUGGGGAGUAGACUACUUAAAAGUGGAUGGAUGCUUUGUAUCUGAAAACAUUCUGAAUGAAGCUUACAUAAAACUGGGUAAAUAUUUGAAGAAGACUGGAAGGCCUAUGGUGUACUCGUGCAGUUGGCCGUACUACAUACAAUAUAUUCAUGAGAAACAACCGGAUUACAAAGAGAUAGCUCAGUACUGCAACCUGUGGCGUAACUACCACGACGUACAAACGUCCUGGGAAGCCGUCGCGAACAUCGUACGACACUACCGGAGCAAUUAUUACGAGCUCGCGCCAUCACACGGUCCAGGACAUUGGAACGAUCCUGAUAUGUUAAUAUUUGGUACGGGCGUGUUAACACACAGUCAGAGUCGCAUACAACUGACUGUAUUCGUAAUGAUGUCCGCUCCACUACUGCUCAGCUGUGAUAUGAAGAAAAUCACCCCUUAUGAGAAGUCACUGCUACAGAAUAUGGACCUUAUGGCCAUUGCACAAGACCCAUUGGGUAUUAUGGCUAAACCUCACCAUGUAGCAGAUUGCACGCUCUGGAUAAAGCCUCACCUGCCUCGCAAGGGGGAUCAGUUCCCGUCGUACAGCCUCGCCGUCAUGAACCUGGACUCAGACGCCAGCCACGUGUCCUUCAGACUGAAUACAUAUAACCUCAAUGCUACUGAUGGAUAUACUAUAUUGGACGUGUUCUCCGGCAAGUUCAUUCGAAACGUGACGUAUGACGAUAAGAUUGAACUCACCGUUCCGGGAUUUGAUGUGAUUUUAUACACCCUGUACCCGCUUUAA
This is a messenger RNA of Spodoptera littoralis (African cotton leafworm), 1239 nucleotides long. The record is from the annotation of a GenBank genome assembly. Lineage: Eukaryota; Metazoa; Arthropoda; Insecta; Lepidoptera; Noctuidae.